Molecule: messenger RNA, 9424 nt
Organism: Xyrichtys novacula (pearly razorfish)
Lineage: Eukaryota; Metazoa; Chordata; Actinopteri; Labriformes; Labridae
Source: the annotation of a GenBank genome assembly
AUGUCUGACACUGAGGAAGUGGUUGAGGAGUACGAGGAGUAGGUUUAUGCUUUUUUCCCCCUUUUCAUAGGAUUGUAUCUUGUUAUCUCAGUUGAAAAAAUGCACAAAAGGGAUCUUAAGUGUAGGAAAAAUACACAAUGCAUACCUACUGUCUUCAAGAAGAGACAUUUCUUCACAUGUGUUGUCAUGAAUCUGACAAAUGGAAGUCUUUCCCAUAUCAGAAGAAUAACAUAUGAACAUGUUUGCAUUUUACAGGGUGGUGGAAGGUAAGGACUCUCCCCUUAUGACUCACUGUAUACUGACAGAUACGGUCUACUGUAUAAACUCACUGAAUGCAUGCUUUGACAGAUGUAUUCUCUGACUUAUCCAGUGGGUCUAACAUACUAACCAGUGCUUUAAAGAGGCUACUCCACACAGUAGCCUUCAAAUGUAAGUAUUUUCUUUAGGUCAUGUCAGAUUGAUCUAUUAAUCUAAUGUUAAAGCUUAACCUUGACUAAACUCACUAUACAGCACUCAUUAUUGACAGUCUUAUGUACAAAUGAAGAUUUCUUUAGCUGGUUGUGACUAAUUUCUUCUGUAAAAGUUAUGACAAGUGAUUUAUUUGACUAUUAAGAGAAGGCAGAUUGGAUUAUCAUGUUAAAAAUCUAUUUUUAAAAGGGUUAUAUAUGUGCGAGGAUGAAUUAACAAAGAUUUGAAGUACCACUUUGUCCACAAGGUGUCACUGAAUUCAAUACUGACCAAAAGAUCUAAAAUGUGCUUUUAUAACUACUUUAAAAAGUUUCCAAAGUCUUUCCUUUUCAGUCAAAUGUAAGUAAAUUCCACAGGAUGUGAAGUAUAAUAACUCCAGAUUUUGAUGGGGACUUCCUCUUCCUUGUAGUUACUUGAUGUUUCUCACGAUGUGUUUCCUUCUUUUGUGUAUUUUCCUGCCUGUGUGAUUCAGAAGAGGAGGCUGCUGAAGGUAAGUCAACCUAACAGGACAGCUGUGGUCUUAACAUCUCUUCAUGAAAGCCUUAAUGACUGAGAAAUGACUGAGCUUUGGUCAGGUGUCAGUAUGACACAUGAAAUACAUUUAACCAAAGCAACAGGUGGAGUCACAACUUGGACAACGUGCAUGUGGUUACAAAAGGAGGCUAUGGCUGAUAUUCAUGUAUCAUGGAUCAGUCAUGCUAUGAAACAUUUCUUUCUUUCUUUCUUUCUUUCUUUCUUUCUUUCUUUCUUUCUUUCUUUCUUUCUUUCUUUCUUUCUUUCUUUCUUUCUUUCUUUCUUUCACGUCUCUGUCUCUUUCUUGCAUGAAUAAUGCUGGCUGGCUUUGGCUGACCCACUCCAUGCUUCUGCUCAGCAGGGGAGCAGGGGGUUGAGGAGGAGGUAGAGGAGGAGGUAGAGGAGGCGCAGCAGGAGGAGACAGAGGAGGGGGCUGUGGAAGGUACUGCUUGUGCUCUGAGCUGGAAGCUUUUUUUUUUUUUUUUUCUUUUUCAAAAUAUUCCACUGACAUUAAAUUAGGCUGCUUUUGUGGACACAGUUCCAGAUAGGAGUUUUUCCCUGUAACAACCUGACAUGAACUUCACUGUUCAUGCACUGUGACUGACUGGGCAUAAUAUGAUAACACAAAAUCUUACUCAAACAAUCAAAGUGAAUGUUUUUAUUGGCCGUUUAAUAACUUAUAGUCACUCUGAAUGGUCUCAAGCCUCUUCAUAACAAACAUGGUGAAGUGAGAAGAAAAAUAAAAUGUGUUUCUAAUUUAAUGAACUGUUCAAAAAAAGCAUACACUCUUUACUCAUCAUUUUAGUUGAUAUACUUUUCAACAUUAACGGGUUUAUGCAUUACUUUUUAGACUAGACUAGAAGAAAUCAUAGUGCUCAUAUUUCAGUGGCUUACACAGUGUCUCUAAAAAUGUCAACAAUUAAGUCUUACUCUAUAAAAGAUAAAACGUGUGCAUGUACAUUGACUUAACUGGCCAAUAAAUUUGACUUUUUUGAGACAAUAUAUUCAUAAUUUAUUCACCUUUUUCUUCUCCACUUAAGUCCACUAUCAAGAAUGAAUGUCUCUACUUAAAAAGCAGCUGUGUCCACAAAGUCAGUUUGAACUUUCUGUCAGAAAUGGAGAUAUUUAAGAGAGUGAUUACUUGUGUGGGGAUAAUCUUCCCCAUUUACCAAAUCAUGACUGAGCUACUCAUUAACUUGUGGAUGUUGUUUUAACUUCAAGUGAAUGUUUUAUCUCGUGUUUUAGUGUCAAAGUUGGGAACUUGUGCUCUUAUCGCUUCUGUCUGACUCUACACACACACACACACACACACACACACACACACACACAAAUAAACACACACCACUUUACAAGCUCUUGAGUGCUGUCUGCCUAAAAUACCAGAGUUGGGUAGCUCACUCUGAACAGAUCUCUUGUUAUCUCUCUGCACUGUUGUCUAUUCUCUGGAACAGAGGGUUAGUCCACUCUCAACUCACACAGAGCAGAGUCAUGUCCGAGAAGUUGGGACAAACUCCAGGCUUAGCAAGAAAAAGGGCGUAAGCAUAUUUCACUGGAAUAAACAGCUGUUCACAUAUCUUGUUCCUCUCAUCAUGAACUUUUGAAAAGUGACAGGGAGCUGACAAAGAACACUGAUCCUUUAUCACAUUUACACCCAGUGAGUGUACAGAUUUGUCACUGAUAAAUCACUUUUCUCUGUAUGUCUUCCUCUGCUAGAGGAAACACAUGAAGAGGGAGAACCACCUGCAGAGGAGGAGGAGGCCAAUGAAGAACAAGGUGAGGGCUCAGGAGUGAAAAUCAUUGUUGUUAUGUUCUUCUGGAUAUUUUGUUGCUGUGUUAACCGUUACCAAGCAAGACAUCAUCAAGGUGUCUGACUGUCUAAAAAUUAAUCACCAUAUGACAGUGACGGAAAAUGAUCUGCUAUCUCAGAAACAUGUCACUUUGGUAUGUGACAGUCUGGAGCUGCUUGAUAAGUUUUGUUCCGCUCUGUAGCUGUCUUAGUCACAGUAGACACAGACACUGACACUGAGAAUAAUCCUCAGGCCUUCCCGUCACUCCCAGCCCUCAGGUUUCAGCUGAUUAGUCACAAUUAGUGAUUAGCUGUUAAGCUUCAUUUACAAUAUUGAGGUGUUUCUUUACCAAAGCUAUGAGCCAAUCAGAGCAGGAGGAAUAUUAGUCAGAUUCAGACACAUCUUUAUGUCUUGUUUUUGCCCAGUCAACGCCCAUUUAGACUCCUGUGAUCUGUCACCUGGUGUGUCAUAGACAAUGGACAGGUUCAUUUUCUCACUGCAGAACUGGUCUGUGAAUGCAGCACCCUCUGUAGAGUUUUAAAAUCAAACACCACUUUAGCUUAGCUUAAAAUACCUCUAUAACUGUUUGAUGGUUUGCCAUAAAUCGCCUUUUCCAGACAUGCAUGUUCCCAAAAGGAUGAACCCUAAUGAAAUCAGUGCCACUGCUCUGCUUAUAGAAUGAAAAUCUCUACAUUUAGCAGAUAGACUAAAACAACAUUUUGAAUCCUCAGAGGAUGUCCCCAACUUACUUUGAUUAUUUGUAAUUAGCUACACCAUCAGGUUAAAAAAAAAAAAAAAGCGUUGUAUUAGGGCUGGGCGAUAAACCAAAAAUUUACAGAUACCGAAAUUUCAACAAUAACCAACGUCAUUUUGCCCAUAUCCGUGUAUUUGGUGUCAAAAAAAGUAAAUGAAUAAAAGUUGGUUUUGGAUGUGUGUAGGUAGGCGAUGGUCUGCUGUCCCUUUAACCCUAAAAACACAAUAGCUAAAACUAGUAACAACAUCAACAUCACUGUCGCCGGGUGAUUUUAACCCUAAAAAAUACAACCAAGAAAAAGAACUUGUCAUCAAAAUAUAUCAAAAUAGCACAUUACAUGACAAAUUAAAGUAGUUUUCUUUUUUAACUGUGCAGUGUCCAAAGGGAGGGGAAAAGUGUCAUGAGGGGACCAUGUAAAAAUGCAACAAAAUAACUGAAAUUAGGCAUUCAUGAACAAAAAAUUCCCAAAGAAAAAAAAAUAUAGAAACUGUAAACUAAGUUUCUCUUCCACCCAUUCUUGGGGCAUGUGAGUCUUCCCUGGUGAAGACUCAGGAUCCUUGGCACAAUAACAGCUGCAGGAGAGAGAACCAAAAUAUGGCAUAUUUGGAGUGAGUAAAAAUGACCGGCUGACUCAAAUAUUUCUUAUCACAAUAUGAAUUCCCUUGAAAAUCACCACUUUGUGAUAGUAAUACAUAACCACUGCGCUAAAUAAAGACAGCAUGCAAAUUCCAGGACCACUCUUAAUGACCUUAUUCACCUACAUGCAGCUAUCAAAUCCACCCAAACCUACUUACCCUCUAUUACUAUUGCCGGGUGAGAAUCACCUGAACACGUGCCUGUAGGAAAAAGCAGGUUUUGGAUCAGGGAAACAAAUAUGCCUUCAAAGAUGUCAAAGGCAAUACUGAAGCUACCCAAAGACCCAUGAUACUCAGACAAACGCAACAUAAUGAAAAUUACUUAAACACGUUUUAGUCGGGCGAAAAUCCCCCGGUGAUAGUGUUGUUGGGCUAAGACGCUGUCCUAUGUCAGAAACGUGACUCCACCCCAUCCAAUCCAUAACAAAGUAGGAAAGUUAGGUGAGGAGAUGGAGGACGGCUCAAAAAUUGGAGCGGCGGCUGAAGUUGGCAAAGUUAAUGUGGGAAGGGGUGAGCAGCUGGUGGAGUAGUUAUCGUCCAUUUAUCAUUGUCGAGGUGAACUGCUAGAUAUAUUGUGAUAUUUUUUGAGGCCAUAUCGCCCAGCCCUACUUCCUAUUACAGUCCAUGCUGUUGAACAUUCUACAAGCUACCACACUAACACUAUGUCAUUAUAAGCACAUAUGUAUAAGCUGACAUUAGCAUGAAGCUCAAAGUAUGAUACACCUAAUUAUAGCUUCACCCUGCAGCAAGCCAAGAGGGGCUGCAGUCUAUAGUCUCAGUUACAUAAAGAAAAUAACACCUGUAGGAUCCUGCCCUCCCCUGUUACUGAAACACUAAAGUUAAAGCUUUAGCUGCCUUUGUCAGUUUUUGUGUGAGUGUCACAUGGAGGUCACACAUGCCUUACCUUCUUCGGUGAGAAACUGCUUAUUAUCAAGUCUGUUCUCUCCAGCCAGCUGCCUCCACCCCUCCAGGAUGCUAUUUUAGAGACAUGACACAUGCAACACUUUCAACACAGAUAAGCCAACAUGUCUUUCACAAUCUUCAGUUUUGGUCUUUGUCUACUUUAAAAAGACUGGUAUAUCAUUCAGUCUAUCUUCACCCCUGAAACACUGCUAUUCAACUCCCUAUAAAUGCAUAUUUAUUUAACCCACUUGCAUAAUCAAACAUCUCAAGUCUCUGGUUUUGGUUUCAGAUGGAGAAGAAGAAGAAGGGGACGCAGAGGAGGGAGAAGGUAACCCUGUUUAUCUCAACUGCUUCAAAGUCGCUGCUGGCACACCUCAGAUCUGUGUUUGUUUUGGAUGGCUCAUCUUUAGCUUUAAUCACACCAGAAUUAGCCUUGGAUGAACUUUCUGCUGAGUUGAACUGGAUUUCCUGUUGUUCUGGGCACACACACACUUGCACACACACAUAGACUCUAUUGUAAUAAUCCGCUGGUGUUUUCUGGUGGGAUUGUGAAACUUAAUUGCUAUUUUUGGUGAGACAGUGUGAGGUCUGAAGAGCUAACCGAUGUCUCCUCUUUUUAAUGUGUAUUUUCUUUGUCAACAGAAGAGGAGGCCAAACCUAAAACCAAGUGAGUGACAUAAGAGUAACCUGCACACAUACACACACCUUUACACAAUAGGCAUAUUCUUCUACACCACUGUUGUGGAAACCAAAUAUGUAUUGUUUGGCUGAUUCUACUCCAGAAAUGGAAAGCCUUUGGAUUAAAUAAUAUGUGAUGUGUUAUAUCAGGGAUUAGCUAGCUGCUUAGCUUGGCAUAAAAGUUUUGAAGCAGUAAGAAAGAGAUAAGGAAGCUCUGUGUGAGGAACACAAAACCUUCUCAUACCAGCCGAGACAAUCUUGUUUAUUCUAUCUGUACAAAGUGGAGGAACAUGACUCAUUGUUUAUAGUUUUUCUAGUUCUGGUCAGUGACUUUUGUUUCAUUUGGACAGAGAUUACUGCGGUUUGAGAUUAUUCAGGCACUUCUAGGCAAAAGGUGUCAAAAUGGCACCCUUCAACAGAGUCAAAAUUUAAAAUAAUCUCAAAGUAACAUGAGCAUAUUAGUAGGGUUACAUCCAAAAUACCUCUAUGCAAAAAAAGGAGAAAAAUCUUUGAUAUCCCAGGACUUAUUUGACUUUCUGAACUUGUCUUUGGCUUUUUUUAAGUAAUAUUAAAAAAGCAGUUUGUGUUUACAUAUGUUACAUAGUGAGUGGUAUGUUUAAGGUUGAAGGACAGCAGAAGAGGUUUUUAGUGUGACAGUAUUACUUACAUGUGCAGGUCAGGUCAAGAUCAGCAUUGAGGAAAAGCACACCGUUGUGUUCACAGGGGGCGCCAAAGUCACAGAUAUAAGUUCUUUGGAGUGUUUUUCAACUUCCUUUUGAUUUAUUUAUUUUUUUUAAUUUCAAAGCUGGUUAAAAAAAACAAAAACAAAACACACACACACAACAUAUAAGUAUAAAUGUGUAAAGGAGCUACUUUCAAGCAUUUGUGACAGGCACAGACAUGAAAACACUGGAAGGGCCUUUAGUCCACAAGACAAACCUGCUGACUGGGUUUCAUCCUCAAUUGACAUCAAAAGUAAUUCAUGUUUAUUUUUUAACCCCCAUUUCUACCUUGCUUUUAAAAAAAAUCUUUUUCCAAUGUUCAGGCCGUUUAUCAUGCCCAACCUCAUCCCUCCAAAGAUCCCAGAUGGAGAGAAAGUGGAUUUUGACGUGAGUACAGACUGGGAAUCAUUAAAAUGCACACUGUGCUUUUGCCUCCAGCUCGGGGCCCUCGUUCUUUUGAUCUUGUGUUAACAACUUUCUCUAGACAAGAUGUCCCUUUUAGUCAUGAAAGACAUUAAAUUCUCCUUGGAACUGUAUGUAUCUGCAUUAUGGAAUGGAAAUGAAGUAAGAUUGGCUCAUACCCUUGUUUUGUUAGGAUAUACAUCGUAAGAGGAUGGAGAAGGACCUGAUGGAGCUCCAGACAUUGAUCGAGGCUCACUUUGAGAGCAGGAAGAAGGAAGAAGAUGAGCUUGUUAAUCUCAAAGAGAGGAUUGUGAGACUUUAGCAAUACAGCCUCUAAAAAAUUAAUGUAUUUGCGCUGACAUAUCAGUAAGAUCUGCAAAAAUGUAUUUGUUGAACAGGAGAAACGUCGGUCUGAGCGAGCAGAGCAGCAAAGAAUCCGCAGCGAAAGGGAUAAGGAGCGACAAAAGCGUCUUGAGGUAGUGUCAUACUCAUGCUGUGGUGGAUGGAGUUUGCGUUGCUUGUACACUGAGCCUCUAUUGGAUCUGUUUCCUCAGGAUGAGAGAGCACGUAAAGAAGAGGAGGAGGCCAAGAAGAGAGCUGAGGAUGAUGCUAAGAAGAAGAAAACUCUCACAAGUCUCCACUUUGGAGGCUACAUGCAGAAGUUGGUGAGCAAGUGAAGAGUUAUUGGUUGGAGGUUUGUCAAGAGGUUAAAAUAAGAAGGAUAUAGACCAAUAAAUGUUAUAUUCUUCUGCCCUUAGACUGAAAAACGCAGCGGUAAGAGGCAGACUGAGAGGGAGAAGAAGAAGAAGAUCCUCAGUGACAGACGCAAAUCUCUGGAUAUUGAAAACUUGAGCCAGGAUAAACUCAAGUAAGUGGAGUUUUAUUGACUCACAAGGAACAGAUGAUUAUUCUGUUAAAAAACAUGAAAAUAAUACCUCAACAUCAGAGUCUUAUUUUUCUGAUGCUGUGUCUCACAGGGAGAAAGCUACAGAGCUGUGGGAGUGGAUGUAUCAGCUGGAGGCAGAAAAGUUUGAACUGCAGUACCAGUUUGGCAGACAGAGAUAUGAGGUGUGUGCGUGGCUCAAAACAACAGUUUACAAGCAGAUCUUUUAAAGCUGAUAGAGGCUGAUAAAGCUGAUUUAAUCUGUACUUUGUUCCAGAUAAAUGUGCUGAGGAACCGUGUCAGUGACCAUCAGAAAACGUAAGAAAUGAGAUCUGAAUCUUUUUUUCCUUUUCCUGAUGCUACUCAUCCUUUCCUUACAGAUUAAAUACCCCACUAGAGGUCUGUUGAAAUUUCAUCACCACAUCAGUAUUUCUACAUAAUAAACUAAAUACAAAAUAAUUAAAGUAAUAUAUAACAAGAAAAGCACAGGAAAUAGCAAAAGGUUGUUUCAUGUCAAGAUAAAUAGGGUCAUUAAAUAGGGUUUGACCUUAGAAACAAUCCUAAGAUUGUACAAAAAUAGACUAAAUUGAUUGACUUUAUUAAUAAUUACUCAGAUUGAAAUCUACUUAACUUAUCAAACCAAGAAUUUUUAAAGUUUCUUACCUAGUAUCCAAAGCUUUUUCAGGACCACAACAAGCGUCCAUGGGCCGUGUUUUUAUGAAUUUGGUUUCAGAAACCAAAGGCUCCCUUUGACGUGCUUGAGACAUUCAGUGGUGUUGUAAAAAGUUAGUGUCCAUGUCUUCUAUAGGUAAAGCUAGACAGGAUGCAACAUUUCCUAAAAAAGGACCUUAAGGGGCAAAUUUAAAUAUAAAUAUAAAUAUUAAAGGGCCAGGAAAAGAACCCUGAGGGACUCCUCAAGAAAGUCAUCCAAGCUAACAAAAAAAAAACAUAUUUUAGACCUUGAACAAUCAGAAAAUAAUUAGUUAAGGUCAUCAAAACGCUCAUAUAUUAAAAAUAUGCAAUAAUAAUAUAAGAUUUUUUUUUUCAAAGCUUGCUUUACAAAAACUGAUUAUAGUUUAGAAAUUGAUCGCUGUCACAUGUUUGAAAAUCGAACAGGUUGAGAAAGCUCCAAAUCCAGGAAUCAUUUCACUGCUGCUCUUUUCUUCAACUGCAAGCAAGCCACAUUUUCUCAGCCAUUGUGCUAAAAAGUUGUUCAGAUUCUUUGUCUCUGGUUGUCAAAGGUUAGAAUGCCUUUCAGUUUCUAUGCACUGACCUUUUACUUCACCUUAACAAAGAGUUGCAUAACUAGAGUGAUAUGUCAAAGCCCAUUUUAAGGUCAAAACAGCCCAGCAUCCUUCACAAACAGCCCAGCUUUUACUUUAGUCAUCUUUAAAAGCUCUUGAGCCCCCUGGAGGCUAGCUUUGAGAGCUGGCGGUGUGACUGGGUGUGUCAGGUAGUCAGGUCAGUUGUCAAACGAUUUACAGACACCCUGAAUGACUGCUUAAAAGUCUGUGUGACGAUUGCCUUUGCUUUUUUUGGACGACGGAGGAAUCUGCAGCCUCAUAAUGUCUGCUAGUUUGUCAGUCUCAGACAAGUAGUGCCAGAGUUUUUUUUGCCUCAUGUGACCUUCGUUUUCUUUUAACAGAUCCAAGAGGACCAAGAGGGGUCUCAGAAAAUAG